UUGUAGAAAAAGAAAACGUCAAAUAAACGUUAUACGCACGUCAUCGCGCUGUAUGGCGGUGGCAUCAGACGCCGAUUUUGAUGUCAUAAUAAAAUGGCAGCAGGUCCAAUUGCAGAAAGAAAUCAAGAUGCUACAAUAUACGUCGGAGGACUCGAUGAUAGGGUCUCGGAGAGCUUGCUGUGGGAGCUCUUCGUUCAGUCCGGGCCGGUUGUGAAUGUGCACAUGCCCAAAGAUCGUGUCACACAGACACAUCAAGGAUAUGGAUUUGUGGAGUUUAUGGGAGAGGAAGAUGCUGAUUAUGCCAUCAAGGUUAUGAACAUGAUAAAACUUUACGGAAAGCCAGUCAGAGUAAAUAAAGCAUCGGCCCAUCAGAAGAACCUGGAUGUUGGUGCCAAUGUAUUCAUCGGUAACUUGGACCCGGAGGUUGAUGAGAAACUGCUUUAUGACACCUUCUCUGCUUUUGGGGUCAUUCUACAAACGCCUAAGGUGAUGCGAGACCCAGAGACGGGCAACUCCAAAGCGUUCGCAUUUAUAAACUUCGCGUCGUUCGAGGCUUCGGAUGCGGCCAUUGAGGCUAUGAACAACCAGUACCUCUGUAACAGGCCUAUCUCUGUGUCUUACGCGUUCAAAAAGGAUGUUAAAGGGGAGAGGCACGGAUCCGCCGCUGAGAGGCUCCUGGCCGCCCAGAACCCGCUGUCCCACGCGGACCGGCCGCACCAGCUGUUCGCGGACGCGCCGCCGCAGCUGCUGGCCGGCGCGCUGCUGCCGCCGCCCUCGCCGCUGCCGCCGCCCGGCCCGCCGCUGCAGCGCCCGCCGCCGCCGCUGCCCAUGCAGGCGCCGCCGCCGCCGCCCAUGGCGCCGCCAGGUCCGCCGCCGCCGCCCGGGCCGCCUCCGUUCCACCACUUCCCGCCGCCGCCGUUCGGGCCGCCCGGCUUCGGCCCGCCGCCGCCGCCCGGCGCGCGCGCGCCGCCGCCCUGGCGCCCGCCGCCGCCCUCCUUCCGCCCGCAGUUCCCGCCCCCCCCGCCGCCCUUCGCGCACCCCUCCUUCCCGCACCCGCACCCCCACCACCCGCCGGAGCCUAAUUAUAAUUAUUAGUUUAUUAGUCAAUACAUUUGUACUGUAA
This is a messenger RNA of Leguminivora glycinivorella, 1123 nucleotides long. RefSeq names its product splicing factor 3B subunit 4-like (gene Spx). Gene Ontology annotation, cellular component: nucleolus; U12-type spliceosomal complex. Gene Ontology annotation, biological process: positive regulation of mRNA splicing, via spliceosome. The record is from RefSeq and is a predicted model, not a curated record. Gene Ontology annotation, molecular function: RNA binding. NCBI's taxonomy places the organism in Eukaryota, Metazoa, Arthropoda, Insecta, Lepidoptera, Tortricidae.